UCUCCGCAUGUGACGUGUGGGGUUUUUUUGUGCGGGAGCUUUUCCUCCUGCAGCUCUCCAGUGGCGGCUUUAAGGGGUCCCUCGUCCAACUUGCGAGCUGUUUCUGGCCGAGAAAAUGUCGCUGGACAACGAAGAAACGCAGACGGCGGAGGAGACGUCGCUGGGCGAGACGGAGGUGCAGGACAAGGCGGUCAGUCCUGAGAAGGUGGAAGAGGCUAAACUAAAGGCCAGAUACCCAAAUUUAGGAAACAAACCCGGAGGUUCUGACCUGCUUCGCAAACGCCUGCAGAAGGGGCAAAAGUACUUUGACUCUGGAGACUAUAACAUGGCUAAAGCGAAGAUCAAGAACAAACAGUUGCCAACAGCCGCACCAGAGAAGACCGAGAUUACGGGAGACCACAUUCCCACCCCCCAGGACCUGCCCCAGAGGAAACCCUCUCUGGUGGCCAGUAAACUCGCAGGCUGAUCCACAUUCAGCCCAGCCCCUGCAACAGCAUCCCCCCCCGUCCCCCGAGCCCCGAGCCCCAUACCCCACUCCACUCAAGUCUCAGAGCUGUAACGUUACCUCUCCCGCCCCCUCACACUUGCAUCAUUUUCACUCCAUACCAGCCUGGACCUCACAGAGCCAGAGACCAGCUAACACCCAGCAGAAUGUCUGAUAGUUUCAGAUCCCCUUUUCUUUUUGGUUUCAGCAUCAUCUGCUCCAGACUCCACUGUUUGCACUUCCAACCCCCCAAAACGGACUUAUUUCUCUUUGUUCCUUCCUGUUUUGCUUCUGUGGUCAGUUAAGAUACACGAUAAGACAGUGUGAGUAAUGGUCUGUGAGGUCUCUGAACAUUAAGAGGGGACCAAACCACAAGUGGCAUGUUUGAAAGGUUUGAGUAUGAUGUUCAGGAUCCUUCAGCUUGGAAGGGUGCGUGUGUGUAUUUACAUUUGUAUAUAUACACACACAGGGGUGGGUACUGGCCUUUUGGCAUGUUUUACGUCACGUUUCAGUUGUCAUUCACUUUCCGUAAUUUUUCUAAAUGAUCCUGUCCGUCUCCUUGAGGGAUACAAAGCACUAAUCCAGAAGCCAAGUCCAGAUUUGUUUAACAUACAAUACUUUAAUGUUAAGAUGUCAUAGGGAACUGCAUGUGUGGAGCAUGGCUCCCAAAGACAAACCUCACUCUGUCCCAAUUGAAGUCAUUGAAAGAAAGAACGAGCAAAUAUUCAAGCAAAAUGCUGAAAAGCUUGCACGCUAAACACAAGUACUGGGUAGAUGGUUCAUUCAAAACAUCUGGGAUCCAGUUUCAGCAGUGAAAUAAGAGGGGGGUGUUUUGUUGCUUCGGACUGAGUGGUAGUUUUGGAAGUUUCCACUGGAAUCGUGUUGUGCCGUGGCAUCUCUCUCUCAGCCCGGCACCACGGUCCUCCCGGGGGUCACGGCUGUUUCUGAAUGAGUCAUCCUAGUUUAUGAGGGGUGGAGGGGUAUAUGGGACCUGGAAGAUAAAUUCCUGCAAAUGAGGGACCUGUCUUUGCGUCCUUGUAUGCUGUGCAAGCAUAAAUAUAAGAUUUAAAAAAAUAUAUAGUAUGUACUAGGAACAAGUUGUGUAAUAACUUGGGGAAGGACCUUGUGUAAUUAUGAGUUGAAGUAGUUUUAUCUUAAAAUUGUUCUCAGCCCUGUGUUGUGCUUUUAAAUGGUCUUUACUGAUUUGGAUGCAAUUUACCAGUGAUGUGGUAAAUCUGAGCUAGCACUACAUCCAUGUGAGCUGUGCAUGUAUAUGGCUGCCCUGCUGUCACAAUGUGCCAUUUUGUUUUGUAAAUAAACUAGUUUUGCACAAAUCUUUAA
Messenger RNA from Cololabis saira (Pacific saury), 1825 nucleotides. RefSeq names its product cAMP-regulated phosphoprotein 19a (gene arpp19a). NCBI's taxonomy places the organism in Eukaryota, Metazoa, Chordata, Actinopteri, Beloniformes, Belonidae. The transcript is spliced from 3 exons. The record is from RefSeq and is a predicted model, not a curated record. Gene Ontology annotation, molecular function: protein phosphatase inhibitor activity. Bases 116 to 466 code for a protein of 116 amino acids. Gene Ontology annotation, cellular component: cytoplasm.